Molecule: messenger RNA, 1302 nt
Organism: Penicillium roqueforti
Lineage: Eukaryota; Fungi; Ascomycota; Eurotiomycetes; Eurotiales; Aspergillaceae
Product: M20 family metallopeptidase
Exons: 1
Coding region: 1-1302 (433 amino acids)
Molecular function (GO): hydrolase activity
Source: RefSeq, a predicted model, not a curated record
AUGAAGAAUUACCUGUACUUUUACGCCGCAUCUCUAGCAAGAGUAGCGUUGGCAUCGGAAUCCCAACAACCCUUGAUUGGAGAAGUGAUCGACAAGAACCUGCAAUCUCCAACUGUGAAUUUAAAAAGAAUUAUCGACGAAUCUCCUCUCUUAUCAUUCCACAGAGACAUUGUGCAAAUCCCAUCAAUCAGCGAAGAUGAGAAAAGCGUUGGGAAUUUCCUCUUGGACUUCCUCCGCUCCCACAACCUGACCGUCGAGAAACAAAUUAUCCCUCCGGGGAGUGCCACUGAGCAAGAAAGAUUUAAUCUUUACGCCUACACCGGGAGAGACAGGUUCCCCGAGCUGCUGCUGACCAGCCACAUCGAUACCGUCCCACCCUUCAUUCCUUACUCUCUGCAUCCACCAGCCUCAGACAAAUCAGGGGAUCUGACAUUCAAUCGAUCAGACCUGAUCAUCGCUGGGCGCGGCACGGUGGAUGCCAAAGCUAGCGUCGCAGCCAUACUAUUCGCUGCACUGGAAACACUAGAUGCCAACCCGGAUGCCUCAAUCGGGCUGUUAUUCGACGUCGGCGAGGAGAAAAGCGGCGUUGGAAUGAAACAUUUCUCAAACUCCGGUCUCAACCCAGCACCGCCUAAAUUCCACACAGUCAUAUUCGGAGAGCCGACAGAGCUCAAGCUGGUCGCGGGCCAUAAAGGCACUCUCGGGCUCAAGGUCGUCGCUGAAGGAAAAGCCGCGCAUUCAGGGUACCCGUGGCUCGGGAAAAGCGCGGUCUCCUCGAUUCUUCCUGUUUUGUCUUACCUCGAUACCCUGCAAGAUGUCCUGCCUGAGAAAGGUGGACUUCUUCGUAGUGAGAAGUUUGGUCAGUCGACCUUGAACAUUGGGGUCGUGCGCGCUGGUUUGGCCGGUAAUGUCGUUCCGGCAUAUGCCGAGGCAACAAUUUCUGUCCGUCUUGCCGCUGGAAAUCCGGAUGACACGCGAGAGAUUGUGCGGAAGGCGGUCGAAUAUGUGACUGGUGGUGAUGGGAGCGUCUAUCUUGACUUUGGGGACGUCGAGAACGGCGCUCCGCCCCAAUAUCUUGAUUUUGACGUCGAUGGGUUUGAUGUGAUUACUGUGAACUACGGGACUGAUAUUCCUUCCUUGAAGAUCGAUACUCAAGGAGGUCCAAAAGUGAAGCGGUAUCUCUACGGACCGGGUAGUAUUCAUGUUGCCCAUGGCGAUGACGAGGCAAUAACCGUGGGAGAGCUUGAAGAAGCGGUGCAAGGAUACAAAAAGUUGAUCUCGGCUGCGCUGGUUGCCCACUAG